This is a messenger RNA of Symbiodinium natans, 1530 nucleotides long. Lineage: Eukaryota; Dinophyceae; Suessiales; Symbiodiniaceae. The record is from the annotation of a GenBank genome assembly.
AUGGCCGGCGACGACGUGCUGGCAGAGUUGGGUUUAGACUCUGACUUCUCCGAUGAUUCCGGGACCAGCGACUCUUUAGAUCUGGAUGCCUUGCUGCCGCCCUCUGGCACUCAAUCCCCUGAGCACAAGACCUCCACAGGCGUCCUGGCCCCCAAAGAGGCGCCUUCCGCUGUGGGGAAGCUGUCAGAGCCUGAACCGCCUGCGAAACCUGGCACAGAAGAGAGCAUGGUCUUGCCUCCGAGCCGCCCGUCUUGGCUUCAGGAGAGUAGCGAGGCAGAAGGAACGAGCUCCGACGAAGAGUCCCACUUUGACGUGGAGGCGCUGCUGGAGGCACAGCAUGGAGACGCGCAUGCUCCGGCCGAGACGGGCAGCUUAGAGGAGCAGCAGCACCAAAGUGUGCCGCUGGCCCCCAGGGCUUCCAGCGUGCAGUUUGAGGAGCCUGCACUUGUCAGGGAAGCCGACGCGUCAGACCCAGACGGUAAGCACGGAGGCGGCUCUAGCUCUGAGCAGCUUCCACACCAUCCGCAGCAGCAAUCUGAGAUUGUACAUACCAUACCGUCGGAUCCCAGCUGCUGGAAUGCGCUGUCAGAGCAAGAGGCGCUGGCACCAGAUGCAGUCGAGAUCCCCAGAGAUGCAACCGACGGAACUCCACAGAGCGGAACGGUGGCUCAGGCAGUGGAGCGCUUGGAGCGUGCCAUCCGUUCCCGCUCCACCAGCCCAGCGCCGCUGGUCAUCCACCAGCCGCAGCUUCCACGCACACACUCGCAGGCACGCACACCUGACGCAUCGCCAACACGGCGAUCCCAGGCCAAUGUGGAUGCCGAGACUGUCGAGGAAGCGAAACCCGAGUUGAUUGCAAAGGAGCCCGUGCCUGCGCCCGUGCCUGAAAGCACGGCACCGGAGUCUGAGUCGGAGCUGCUGAAACGCUUGGAGAAGGCAAACUCGGCUGCUGAAGAUCUGUGGCAGGAGCAGCAUCGACUGGAGAUCUCCUGCGAGGUUGCCAGAAGCCUUGGCUGCGUGAAGGCCGAGGCCGAGAUCUUUCUGGCACAGGUAGCCGAGCUGCGCUGCCGAGCCGAGCUGCACUCGGCCGCGCAGGAGCGCCUGGGCCAGCUGCGGGCUGCGGCCAAAGCUGUCGCAGCUCCGGCCAAACCGGAAGACCUGGAGGAGCUAGAGGGGAUGCUCUCAAAGGCUCAGAGUUCCCCUGAAGCUCUCCGAUGCAUGGCUUUGGACUUGCGGACGCGGUGCCGCCAGAAGGAAGCCAUCCUCCGUGUAAAAAUGGAGCACGAAGCCCGCCGGCUGCGAGGGCAAAUUUUCGCCAGCAUCGCUGCGCGCGCAAAAGCUGAAGCGAGACUGGCACAGGCCCUGGCUGCAAACAAGAGUGCCGAAGCACAACACUGGCGGCGAACUGCCAAGGCCUCCCUGGAGAUGCGUCGGCGCCUCCAAGACGGCGGAAGCCCUGCCUCGCGAGGGAGCCCUAGCGCAGCUCGCAAGGCCGCCUUUGUGCCUGCAGCGAGGAAGCCAGAAAAGUGA